Molecule: messenger RNA, 2265 nt
Organism: Puma concolor (puma)
Lineage: Eukaryota; Metazoa; Chordata; Mammalia; Carnivora; Felidae
Source: RefSeq, a predicted model, not a curated record
AUGAAGCCUGCAGCUCGUGACCGUGAAGGCCAGGGCUUUGCCCAUCCGUCCUGCAUCCCGAGGCUUCGCCGCCGGCGGCCGGAAGCCACGCGGCUCUUACGCCCUAUGGCCGCCGCGGGGUCCGCGAAGGUGGCGUUGCGGGUGGCGGAAGUGCUGGAGACCAUCGUGAGCUGCUGCGUGGGACCCGAGGGGCGGCAAGUUCUGUGUACGAAGCCCACCGGCGAGGUGCUGAUCAGUCGGGAUGGAGGCUGCCUUCUGGAGGCGCUACACUUAGAACAUCCCAUAGCCAGGAUGUUGGUAGCCUGUGUUUCCAGUCAUCUAAGAAAAACAGGAGAUGGUGCUAAAACAUUUAUUAUCUUUCUUUGUCACUUACUCAGAGGACUUCAUGCAGUAACAGACAAAGAACAGGAUUCUUUGAUUUCCAAAAAUAUUCAAACCCAUAGAAGGCAUUGGAAAAAUUGUUGUCAGUGGAAAUUUAUUUCUCAGGCUCUUCUGAAGUUUCAGACACAAGUAUUAGAUUAUAUUAUGGGCCACUACUUAAGCAAACACUUUUUGUCCAUCUUUUCUUCAUCCACUAAAGAGAGAACAUUGUGUAGAAGCUCUUUAGAGUUGCUCUUAGAAGCAUACUUUUGUGGAAGAGUGGGAAGAAAUAAUCAAAAAUUUAUUUCACAAUUGAUGUGUGACUACUUUUUCAAGUGUAUGGCUUGUGAAAGUGGAUGUGAAGAAGUAUUUGAGUUAGUGGAUGACUAUUUUAUAGAGUUGAACGUCGGUGUCACUGGCCUUCCUGUCUCAGAUUCCAGGAUCAUAGCUGGGCUUGUGCUUCAUAGAGACUUUUCUGUAUACUGUCCAGCAGAUGGUGACAUAAGAAUAGUGAUAGUAACAGAGACUAUUCAGCCCCCUUUUUCAACUUCUGGAUCAGAGUUUAUUUUAAAUUCAGAAGCACAGUUUCGGACAUCUCAGUUUUGGAUUAUGGAAAGGACAAAAGCAAUCAUGAAACAUUUACAGAGUCAGAAUGUAAAAUUGCUGCUGUCUAGUGUGAAACAACCAGAUUUAGUUAUUUAUUAUGCAGGACUGAAUGGCAUAUCUGUCGUGGAGUGUUUAUCCUCUGAAGAAGUAUCUCUUAUCCAGAGGGUUGUUGGUCUUUCUCCCUUUGUAUUGCCACAUACCUCUUCGCGGUAUGAAACCUGUAACACUGCUUUGAUGAAUUUUUGUAAGCCCCUUAUCCUUAGAUCCAAAAGGUAUGUUCAUCUUGGCUUGAUUGGCACAUGUUCGUUUAUACCACACUGUAUAGUACUUUGUGCACCAGUGCAGGGUCUUGUGGAACAGCAUAAAAGUGCUUUACAUGGAGCAUUUAAAAUGCUUCGGCAGUUAUUUAAAGACCUUGAUCUAAAUUACAUGAUACAAGCCAGUGAUCAAAAUUAUGCAUCAAGUCCUCUUACCUACAAGAAUAGCAGAGAAAGUAUGCCAUUGCCAGAAAUUGUUAAUGGCUCAAUGCAAAGCCCAUAUCAGGGCACAGUUGUAGAGAACAAAGGUAAGCUGGCAACAACUCAAACAUAUUUAAAAGUAUAUUCAAAUUUUGUGGUUCCAAGUGUAGAAUUAGAAACACAUAUUCCACGUUCAAUACCAAAAGUGACACCAACAGAUACAUACCAGACAGAUGAAACAUUGAGAUAUUUAUCUCUAGCCAGGAUAGUUGAUGACAGUGAACCAUUUAUGGAGAGUAAUUCUGCUAAUUCAACAACAGAAAACACUAGAAUAGAAAUUUCUUGUGAAAAUUUACAAGUCACAGAAAUUGCUGGAAGGGGAAGCAUGUUAGCAGUGAGAGAGAAGUCACUGGAGAUGUGUACAUCCCGCGGUUACUGCUUCUCAUCUAUACCAGCAGGUUGUGUUUUGCCAGUGGGUGGUAAUUUUGAGUUUUUGUUACAUUACUAUCUUCUUAACUACGCCAAAAAAUGUCGCCAAUCAGAAGAAACUAUGGUUAGCGUGAUAAUAGCUAAUGCUCUUUUAGGCAUUCCCCAAAUCCUGUAUAAGUCUAAGAAGGGAAACUGUAGCUUUCCACAAAUAUAUGUAAGAACUCUCCAUGCGAUACAAACCCAUCAACCCAUGGUAAGCAGUCAGACAGGUUUGGAAUCGGUAGCUAGUAAAUACCAAUUACUAACUUCCGUUCUUCAAUGUUUAACAAAAAUUUUAACCAUUGAUUUGGUAAUCAAUAUUAAGAGACAACCUCAGGAAGUUUAUGAUCAAGAUUCAGAAGAGGAAGUAUAA